Messenger RNA from Ipomoea triloba (trilobed morning glory), 3154 nucleotides. RefSeq names its product probable LRR receptor-like serine/threonine-protein kinase At1g07650. The record is from RefSeq and is a predicted model, not a curated record. Gene Ontology annotation, molecular function: protein binding; ATP binding; protein kinase activity. The transcript has 25 exons. Bases 56 to 2956 code for a protein of 966 amino acids. Gene Ontology annotation, biological process: protein phosphorylation. NCBI's taxonomy places the organism in Eukaryota, Viridiplantae, Streptophyta, Magnoliopsida, Solanales, Convolvulaceae.
UUGAAUGUAAGAACAACGGCGCUGCAGCAGAUUGGAUCUUCCCCAGAAUUGAAGCAUGUUCAUAAUCCUCAUACCAAUUAUUAUACACUCUUUCAAUGCAAUAAUAUUUGUUGAAGCACAGUCACAGAGUGGGCAUCUUCCUAUAGAUGAAAUGCUUAAUUUUGUUUCAUGUAUCGAUCUGGAAGUAAAUGCACUUAAGGAAAUAGCAGAUGAAGUGGGAAAGAAGGAUUGGGAUUUUAGACUAAAUCCUUGUGACAACAACUCCAACUGGAGGACACCAGAUACGGAACAUUGGUACACUAAUGCUCUCAAUUGCAAUUGUAGCUUCCCUGGUGGUAUUUGCCAUGUGCAAAGCUUAUAUUUAGUUGAACAGGAUCUACAGGGUGUCCUUCCUCCUUCCUUGGUGAAGUUACCCUUUCUCAAGAUAAUUAAUUUGAGCUAUAACUACUUAAGUGGUACAAUUCCCCUUGAAUGGGCUUCUACCAAGUUGGAAAAUAUCUUUGUUGAUGUGAAUCGAUUGUCUGGGCCAAUUCCAAAAUACUUAGGAAAUAUAACAACUCUUAUACAAUUAAGCUUGAAGAGCAAUAUGUUCAAUGGAACUGUUCCACCAGAGCUUGGGAAUCUUAUCAAUUUACAGUAUCUCUUUCUUAGUGAUAAUUAUCUCACAGGUGAAUUGCCAAAAGAACUUAAUGCUCUCACAAAUUUAGGAGCUCUUAGCCUCGGCUGUAAUAACUUCACUGGGAAAAUGCCUAGCUUUCAACAUUUGAAAAGCCUUCUUCUGCUAGAGCUUGAAGCAAGUGGUUUUGAAGGACCCAUACCUGAAAAUAACUUUGUACCGACAGGCUUGGCGAGGCUUAGAAUCAGUGACCUAAAUGGAGCUGUCUCGAGUUUUCCGACAUUAAAUGACAUGACAAAUAUGACAGAGUUGAUUUUGAGGAGGUGUAACAUUUCUGGGAAUUUACCUGAUUUACAUCAUAUGACAAAAUUGAGAAUGAUAGAUUUGAGCUUUAAUAAUCUUGAAGGAGGGAUUAGUGGUCUUCAAGGUCUUCAAGGGCUUCAAGGGCUUAAUGAGAAUGAGCUUGAGGAUAAAAUGCAGUACUUGUUUCUAACGAACAACUCGCUUAGUGGAAAAAUUCCUCAAUGGAUUCUAAACUCUUGGCCGAAUAGUUACAUAGAUCUUUCUUACAAUAAUUUUGAGGAGAGUUCUAUGUCACCAAUUUGCAAUCGGGAGAAUCUAAACUUGUUCAAAAGCUAUAAUGGAGGAGAGGAAAAUGAAGAAAUUGGAAAAUGUCUAAAGCAGUGCACGAAAGAUUGGUAUUCAUUUCACAUCAAUUGUGGUGGAGGAAACGUUUCAAUUGGUGACACUACAUAUGACGCAGAUAAAGAUUCUGUUGGACCUGCCAAAUUUUUUUUCAAUAGAGAAAACUGGCUAGCCAGUAAUACAGGGGACGACCUUUUUGAUACAGAUCAAUAUAUAGCAAAAAAUAUAUCUGUCAUCAAUGUAAAGGAUUCUGAAAUCUACAGGACUGCUCGUUUGUCUCCUUUAUCCCUAACGUAUUAUGGGCGUUGUUUGGCAAAUGGAAACUAUACAGUGAAACUUCAUUUUGCAGAGAUAGUUAUUAGAGAUAAUCGAUCUUUUCAAAGUUUUGGAAGACGCAUAUUUGAUGUUUAUAUACAGGGUGAAAUGAAAUUAAAGGAUUUUGAAAUUAAAACUGAAGCACAAGGAGUUGAUAAAACUUUGGUUAAACAAUUUCAAACAAUUGUAAAAGAUAAAACUCUAGAGGUGCGCUUUGUGUAUUCUGGGAAAAGAACUGCAGUCCUAGAUAUGAUAAGACCAUCAUAUGGACCUCUAAUAUCUGCCAUUUCUGUGGAAUUUGCCAAUUUUGUAGAUUUCAAACCUCCCAAAGAGCGAAAGACUUCAAUCAUAGUUGCCGUAGUAACUUCUUCUUUGUUUCUUACUUUCACAAUUCUCUGUUUUGCUUGGUGGAAGAUCUACAUUAGAAACAAGACCUCGCCGGGAAAAGAACUACGAGGUUUUGAUUUACGAACAGGUCUGUUUACCUUCACACAAAUUAAAGUGGCUACAAACAACUUUGAUGUUACCAAUAAGAUUGGAGAAGGUGGCUUUGGGUCCGUCUACAAGGGUACAUUAUUGGAUGGUACAGUUAUUGCUGUGAAACAACUCUCAUCCAAAUCAAGUCAAGGAAAUCGUGAAUUUUUGAAUGAAAUAGGCAUGAUUUCGUGUUUGCAGCAUCCUAAUCUUGUGAAACUUUAUGGGUGUUGUGUCGAGGGAAAGCAAUUGCUGUUGGUGUACGAGUACUUGGAAAACAAUAGCCUUGCUCAUGCUCUUUUUGGUUCAGAAGAGUGUCAACCCAAAAUAGACUGGCCUUCCAGACAAAGAAUAUGUCUUGGUAUUGCAAAAGACUUUGGCCUGGCUAAACUUAAUGAUGAUGGGAAUACACAUAUUAGCACAAGAGUUGCUGGAACAAUAGGAUAUAUGGCUCCUGAAUAUGCAAUGUGGGGCUACUUAACAUACAAAGCUGAUGUCUAUAGUUUCGGAAUAGUGGCACUAGAAAUUGUUGCGGGGAAGAGCAACAUGAAGUAUCGUCCUGAUGAAAACUUUAUUUGCAUCCUUGAUUGGGCACUUGAUCUUCAAAAAAAGGGGAACCUAAUGGAGUUAAUAGAUCCAAGAUUGGGUUCUGAUUUUGACAAAGAAGAGACACUCAGAAUGACCAAAGUGGCUUUGCUUUGUACUAAUCCUUCACCAGUUCUAAGGCCAUCCAUGUCAGCAGUAGUCAACAUGCUUGAAGGCCAUGAUGAUAUUCUUGAGUACAAAUCCGAUCAACAUGAAUUCAACUUUGAAGCAAUGAGAGAUCAUUAUGAUGAAAUGCUACCCAAUUCAAGUGAUUCUCCCAACAUCUCAGAUUGCACAUAUCUAAAAAAGGAAAUAAACUAGUCCUUAGUUUUAUUUAAUAUUGGGUUUUGGUGUAAGAAAUAAAAACACCAGGAAAAACAAGAACCAAUAAUUUCAGGUGUGUAUCAAAUACACUUUCUACAAGUUUGUAAUCACUUUGUUUGAGCAAUUUGGAUCAUAGUUAAGCGUGUGAGAUACAAGAAGUUUAUAAAUUAAUCAAGUUGCAACGUGAUAAUUCAA